Molecule: messenger RNA, 5584 nt
Organism: Zootermopsis nevadensis
Lineage: Eukaryota; Metazoa; Arthropoda; Insecta; Blattodea; Termopsidae
Source: RefSeq, a predicted model, not a curated record
UAAAACUUUAAUUCAGUGUGGUAAUCCUUUGAAACAUUCUUCCAGUAUUCAUCUCCAUUCUUGUUUCACAUUCUGAGUCUCUAGUCUGCUACUGUUCCUUCAAAAUGUCUUUCAUAUUUGAAAUGUUAAAGUGUCUGCAGCAAUUACUUAGGGGCUUCAUUUCUGACCCAACACAUUAAGUGGUCAUGAAGGUAAGGUAGUUUGGUUUAUUUUUUGCCCAGUAUCACAUCCUUGAAUAGGUUCAGAUUAAACAAAGCGUUACAUUCUGCCUUCAUCAUCAGGUCUGGAGACGUUAAGGAAGAGAAAACUGCCUCCAUUUUGAGGUCUGAAAAUGGAGGAAGUAUGUUCUUCCGAAACGUUUAUAUCCAGCCACAAAAAAAGAGUAAAACUGCUCCACUGUGUGAAGGCGCUUGUGGGGGGUGGUUAGCAUCACGUCCCCGCUACGCUUUACCCUCGGGGAAGGACCACGGUACCCAAUGGAUAAGACGCUAGAGGAAAAAUCCUCUGCCCGCGUCGGGGAUCGGACCUCGGUCGUCCAUUCCAUAGCUUAGUCAUUAUACUGACUGAGCUAACCCGCGACCCACAAGUCCGUACAAAAUAAGAACAUCGACAUCUUUUCCGCAAUGAGAAUUUCAAAUCUUACGAAAUAAAUUUUGUUUUAAGACAAUGAUGAUUGGCGAUCCUGAGCAUCGUAGUGCAAGGCGCGAAAACUUCAUGUGGUGUUGUACAACACAAUAUAUGUGGAAAGGCUUGUGAUAUUGCAAGUGGUCGUUUGUUUUAUCGUGUUAUGUCUGAGAAGAGUCAAUAAUAUCUGUUGUAAUGAAAUUCACAAGAAAUCUCCCGAAAUGGGUAGGCGAAGCGAUCUCAUUUGUCCAUGAUUCGUACAGGGAGAAAACAUUCUACAGUGCAUUCACAUAUGGGUCAAUUCAAGGCAAGGUGGGUGGGUUUGUUUUGGUGUCAAAUGCAGAUUCUGUUCAUCCAGACACACCGGAGGGGUGUGAUGUAGCUGAGAUCAUUCAACUGUAUGAAACAGCAGACAAUGAAGACCCAUAUCGAGCCAUAGUCAGAUGGUACUCUCGACCACAAGAUGUGCCUAAAAGAAGUAUAAAAUCUCUGAAGUUGGACAGUAAGGUGGAAAUUAUACUAGAUGAGAGGCCAUUUGAUAAUGAUGUCAGCAUCGAAACAUUUUUCAGCAACUGUGUGGUAGUACGAGCUAAGGUGGAUGAUGAUCCAGUUAUUGAAGUUAAGAAGGUUGAGGGACAUGUACGUGUUCCAGUGUUUGUUUGUCGCUACAAGCUUGUGGGUUCGAGCCGGUCGGCGAAGAUAUGGCCAUACCUGGAUUCUGAUGGAAUUGAAGUGAACGGAUCUAAUUUCACAGAAGAUAAUGUCAUGGAAGCAGAUAGAGAAAAACAAAGAAAGAAAUGUAAUGGAAACAUUCAGAAGUCUGAAUUAAAUCCGUCACCUGCGAAGAGAAUUAACAUCUAUAGGAGUCUUAAAAAAGAUGCUGUCGAUCUAGAAAUGGAAACUGGACAAAUGAAACAUGUUAAAACAAAAGCAAGUGAAGCUAUGCUUGGACAUUUAUGUUAUGUUCGUGUCAAAAAGUUAAAUUUGGAUGUAGACGGACCGGAAUUUAUUGAAGAUAGAGUUCGACCAAGUUCACCUGACAUACCAUUGGCAGAGCCAAGCUUGAUGUGGUGUGGAAUUAAGGAUGAAAGAAAUAAACUUUCAGUAGUGAAGAUACCCAUCGGAUCGUGGGAUUCAGACGAGAAGCCUUUGAAAAGCAUCGGACGUGAAAGGACACGGCCAUCUGUCAAGAGCGUAAGCUUGAAAGAAAUUGGAGAUCUGACGUCAGGCAGUGAUGACGAGGUAGAGAGCAUCGCAGGAUUGAGAUGUAAAAAGAAAUGGAUGAAUGAUGCAAAACCAGGGAAAACAGAAAAAUUCAGAAUGUCAAAAGACAAGGAGAUUUUACAAACGAAGAAUUUUACUCAUAAAACGAAAUUAAAGGACAAAGACAUUUUUGAAUUGUUGGAUGAUCAGGAUUUUAAUGAUGAAGUUUUUAUGCCUGACGAAGUAACUGAUAAAUCUAAAUGUGACCAGAAUUCUCAGCUGAAAAGCUCUCGUCGUAGAAUUGCCGAGGAAUCUGAAAGUGCUGUUUUACGUGUCAAAAAGACAUCUGAAGCUAGUACUACAGAUGUUGAAACCAAACAGGUCCAGCGAAGUUCAGGAUCUUCUAGUUUCAUUUUUUCUGGUAGACUGUUAAGGGAAGGUAACAUCCAUAAAUGUGAAAGUAAAGCAGAUAUUAAUUCCAUAAAACCCACUUCUGAGAUAUCAGAUUUUGAGAAAGAUAAUUCUGAUGUAUCAUCUGUAUUAGCAUCUCCUUCUAAGACUGCAAGAAACAACAAACAAGACAAAAGAAACAAGACACAACAUCCAGAGCAGCGUCAACGAAACGAUGAAGGCCGUGCACAAUUGAAGUGUUUGAAGGCAUCACCUCAUAAAAACUCUGUGAGGUCUCGUACAUCGGCUUCAGUUUCUACGCCAGGUCGCACGUUGGUUGUGAAUGAGGGGCACUCUGGCAACAAAGCAGACAAAUUGUCAGAAUCACAGUCAUGUACAAAUAGACCAAAAAAUCAUCAUACUUCUGCCAAGAAGAAGCUUUCUUAUGAAGACGAUGGGACAGAAAGGAAGUUACUGAGUUUAGAGAGCUGUAACAGGAAUGAUGUUACUGAUGCAAGUAUUUCAUUGAAAGAUAAAAGGACCAAAGGAUCAGAGGGGGUUAAGAACAGGACAGAACUUUCGUCUCCUGAAACAGAUUGUGCAAGUAAUGUUGUUAAUAAUCUGAAAACUAUUCAUAAGUCACAUGUGAUUGAUUACUAUUUGGAAUCCAUGAAGAAUUCUGAGGCUUUGAAUAGGCAUCAGAAUCUUCAACACAAAAAUGAGGAUUAUUGGGUUUCUGUCCCAGAAGAUAACAGUGAUGGUGAAGCUGCAAGUUGUAGGUCAUCGUUACGACUCAAACUGUGCAGAACCAACGGUCAUAAUGAUUGUGAUAUUACUCAGGAGAUUGAGGUUACCACUCCCAGGAGACGCAAAAGGCACGUUAUCAGUGACAGUGACAUUGACAAUGACAGUGACUAUGAACCUGGCAGUACAUCAAGAUCCAAGCGAUACAGAGCUCAUGAGCCUCACACACCAAAGUCUCUGAAGACUGAUCAUAAAGUAUCGUCUUGUGUACGAUCCUCUUCUCGAAGACAUAAACCAAAUAAGUGGUAUGAGUCAGAUUGGGAUACAUGUGCCACAAGUCCUAAGAGUUCAUUGAGAAGUCAAGUUAUGGACAGGACUAAAGUCACUCCUAAGAAUUUGUUGGGAGAGCAAUUUGCUGAUGGGACUCCUGUCGCUCCUAAGAGUUCAUUGAGAAGUCAAGUUAUGGACAGGACUAAAGUCACUCCUAAGAAUUUGUUGAGAGAGCAAGUUGCUGAUGGGACUCCUGUCACUCCUAAGAGUUCAUUGAGAANUCAAGUUAUGGACAGGACUAAAGUCACUCCUAAGAGUUCAUUGAGGAAGCAAGAUACUUAUGUGACUCCGGUCACUCCUAAUACUCCAAAGUCAGGAGUUACACCACAGGCAUUUACCACUCCAGUUUCUAAGAGGGGAUCUGCACGACGUGCACUGCUGACUCCGUCUGUUCCUACUCGUGCCAGUUCCGUUUCAACACCCUGUAGUGUGUUGGGGGAGGCACGUUCUAGGCUACAUGUUGCUGCAAUACCCAUGUCCCUUCCUUGCCGCGAAAAGGAGUUUGAAAACAUCUAUCGUUUCAUCGAAGGCAAGAUUUUGGAUGGGGCUGGUGGGUGUAUGUAUAUAAGCGGUGUGCCUGGGACUGGGAAGACUGCUACAGUACAGGAGGUUGUUCGCAGUUUGCAGGAGGCAGUGUCACGAAGGGACAUUCCAGAUUUUAAGUUUAUAGAGCUGAAUGGUAUGUGGCUUACGGAACCGAGGCAGGCGUACGUGCAGUUACUGAAUGCGCUCACUGGUCAGACUGUGACAGCAGAACAAGCGCAGCAGCUACUGGAGCGCAGAUUUUCUCGUACCGCGCACAGACGCAUAACUACGUUACUUUUGGUAGAUGAGUUGGAUCUGCUGUGGACCAGACGGCAAGAUGUCGUGUACAACUUGUUAGACUGGCCUACAAAAGCUGCAUCACGUCUUGUUGUGCUUACCAUUGCCAACACGAUGGACUUACCGGAGAGGCUGCUGAUGGGGCGAGUGACCAGUAGACUGGGUCUGACGAGAGUUACGUUUCACCCGUAUACUCAUAAGCAGUUACAGGAGAUCGUUAUGGCGCGGCUUAGAGGUCUGCAGGCAUUUGACCCAGAUGCCAUUCAGCUAGUGGCUAGAAAGGUGGCAGCUGUGUCAGGAGACGCAAGGCGAGCCUUAGACAUCUGCCGACGAGCGACUGAGUUUGCCGAAGGGGACGCCGAGGGCAGUGAUGGAACAGUAGCAAUGCAGCAUGUGGACCAAGCAUUGGCUGAAAUGAUUGCUUCCACAAAAGUUCAAGUCAUCAGGUACUGUAGCAAAAUGGAACAGCUAUUCUUGCAAGCAGUCGCAUCUGAGAUUCAGCGCACGGGUGUCGAGGAGACUGUAUUCGACAAAGUUUAUAUCCAGUUAAGGACUCUGUGCGUAUUUGAUGGCUACGCGGUGCCGUCGGUUACGGAAUCCCUUGGAAUCUGUGCACGACUUGGAAGCUGUCGUCUGCUCCUGACUGAACAUUCCAGGGCAGAUAUGCAUCAACGAGUUCUGCUGAAUGUCAGUUCUGAUGACCUUUACUAUGCCCUGAAAGUAUUGUGAUAUCUCAACGCAGAUAAUUUCUUUGUCACGUACGUGCCACGUGAUUAGAUGAUCGUCAUGUAACAUUUGGCGUACUGGUGGAAUAUUUUGUUAUGUAUUUGGUAAGUUGUAGUCUUGAAUAGGAACUCGUCUAAUUUAUUUUGUACGUUGUAACCUGAUGUUCUAACGCGUACUUGUUCUUCCCUGAAGAUGGAGUGGGGGAGGGGGCAGACGGAGUUAGGGAGUGCGUGGGAGACGUAAGAGGAUAAGAAAGGCUGGAGACAGGGAAAGGAGUGGUAAGGAGAUUUAUAGAGAGAGGUUUGUCGACGUUGAAAGGAGUUUGAUAUGUAGUCGCCAGUUGUGUGAGCUGCAUUCCAUAGUUCCCAGGCUGCACCAGAUUUGGUACGAUCAGGCAAAGAUUCAGAGUGGCCCGGUAGUGCAGUAACUGUCUCGAAAACACUGACCGUUGUGGACGAACCAUUAUUAUUAUUUAUCGAUGCUUAUUGCGAAUAUCUCUGAUGUAACUUCCUUGAUGUGCUUCACUCUCCAUAAUUACUGUUAGUCUUGAAGCUAAAUCUUGGUAGAAGAUGGAGACACUACUUGUGUUCACAAAACUUUUUGUCAGAGGACAUACAGUUAUUGCAUGUGCGAAAGACACUUAAAUGUUUUAACAAAAUACAUUUUUACUAGCAAAACGUUUUAUGAAAGAAAGAAAAUAUUGUGAAUUUUUUAUGCUAUAAACGUGUAUUUCCGAGCACUGUUA